Molecule: messenger RNA, 1753 nt
Organism: Humulus lupulus (European hop)
Lineage: Eukaryota; Viridiplantae; Streptophyta; Magnoliopsida; Rosales; Cannabaceae
Product: probable arabinosyltransferase ARAD1
Exons: 3
Coding region: 124-1572 (482 amino acids)
Molecular function (GO): glycosyltransferase activity
Source: RefSeq, a predicted model, not a curated record
UAUUUAUUUAUUUUGUCAUAAAUCCGUACACUCUUCCAUCCAAGUCGACAGACUCCAUAGCCAGCUGGCCGGAGAGCACCAGGGAAAGAAAGAAAGAAAGAGAGAAAGCAAAACUACCUGACAAUGGCGCCCAAGAAUGGCUUCACCGCCACCACUGCUCCUACUUCUGUAACAUCUAUCUUCCUUCUCUUCACUUUCUUCUUCACUCUCUCUCUUAUGCUCUUCUUCCUCUUCGGUUCAUAUCACCAUGUCGAUUACUCAUCAUCAUAUCUGAUCUCCCAUAGCGAUCGCUCCUCAGAUUCAAUCAAAGUCUACGUAUCAGACCUCCCCAGAUCCCUCAACUACGGCCUCCUAGACAAGUACUGGUCCUUCGAUGCCGAUUCCAGGCUAGGCAGCGAUGCCGAUCGCGAGAUUCGAUCCUCACUUUCUCACAAAACCCUAAAAACUCCUCCUUAUCCCGAGAAUCCACUGAUCAAGCAGUACAGCGCGGAGUACUGGAUCUUGGGUGAUCUGACGACACCUCUCGAGCAAAGGGCAAUGUCGUUUGCCAAGAGGGUUUUCGAUGUCGACGAAGCUGAUGUCGUUUUCGUGCCCUUUUUCGCCACUCUGAGCGCUGAAAUGCAGCUGGGAAUGGCUAAAGGGGCGUUUAGGAAGAAAGCGGGGAAUGAGGACUAUGAAAGGCAAAGAGAAGUGGUGGAGUUGGUGAAGAGCACUGAGGCCUGGAACAGGUCCGGUGGCAGAGACCAUGUCUUUGUUCUCACUGACCCAGUAGCAAUGUGGCAUGUUAGAGCUGAGAUAGCCCCUGCUAUCUUACUGGUGGUAGACUUUGGUGGAUGGUACAGACUUGACUCAAAAUCAUCUGAUGGUGGCAACUCAUCAGAUUUGAUUCAGCAUACACAAGUCUCGUUACUCAAAGAUGUGAUCAUUCCAUACUCCCAUCUACUCCCAAGAUUGCAUCUCUCAGAAAACAAGAAUCGUGAAACCCUUCUUUAUUUUAAAGGGGCAAAACAUAGGCAUCGGGGAGGCCUGGUUCGGGAAAAAUUGUGGGACUUGUUGGUUGAUAAGCCAGGUGUUAUAAUGGAAGAAGGGUUCCCUAAUGCAACUGGGAGAGAGCAAUCAAUAAAAGGGAUGAGAUCAUCUGAGUUUUGCUUGAACCCUGCUGGAGACACUCCCACUUCAUGCCGGCUUUUUGACGCCAUUCAAAGUCUUUGUAUACCUGUUAUUGUUAGCGACAACAUCGAACUCCCCUUCGAAGGCACGGUAGAUUAUUUGGAAUUCUCUGUUUUCGUGGCAGUUAGUGAUGCGUUGAAACCAAAUUGGCUAGUGAGUCAUCUUAGGAGCUUUUCAAGAAAACAGAAAGAUACAUUUCGUCGGAAAAUGGCAGAGGCACAGCCCAUUUUUCAAUACGAUAAUGGUCAUUAUGGUGGGAUUGGGCCAAUCCCUCAAGACGGCGCAGUCAAUCACAUAUGGAGAAAGGUCCAUCAGAAACUGCCCAUGAUCAAGGAAGCCAUUGUUCGCGAGAAGAGAAAACCAUCCGGCGUAUCCAUUCCACACCGCUGUCACUGUACUUGACUUCACUUUUUGUGUUCAUACAAGAUAUGUUUCUACACACCCAAUAGCUUAAUUCAUGAUAAUUUCAUUUUAUUUUGGUUAUUGUAAUUUAUUCCUUCCUUAUUAUAAACAUUUAUACUUAAAAUGUUGUGAACUACCAUUGCUCCAAAGAUAAAUGAUCAAUUUACAUACAUUUGUUUUU